CUGCCCAAGGGGCUUACCGAUAAAGAGAAAAGAUUCAAGAUGCCCGAUGCCCCGAUAUUAUAUAAUACAAAGUCACCUCAACUCCCGGAAUUGCUGUUGGUCAGGAGAUUGCGCGGGGCUAUUGUCCAAACAAUGACAACAACGGCGAUGAAUAGCAAAGCGUCAAGAAUGCCAGACAUCGUCUCGAACCAGGGCACGCACGGAAACCCACAAGUUGACCACGGUACAUAUCCAGCCUUGAGCCAGGUGAGAAAGACCUUUAUUGACGGCGAAGUUAGGAUGUUGAAUGCUGGAAAGCAACCAUCAAGAGCGUCCCUAGGCAUACAGGAACGAUUCAUCUCAGGAUUUGUGUCUUGUGAAAAGAACAAAUACGCCGCUUCCUUUGGUUCAGCGGGGUAG
Pyricularia oryzae 70-15 is the source of this 399-nucleotide messenger RNA. RefSeq lists its product as uncharacterized. Lineage: Eukaryota; Fungi; Ascomycota; Sordariomycetes; Magnaporthales; Pyriculariaceae. The transcript has 3 exons. Bases 40 to 399 code for a protein of 119 amino acids. The record is from RefSeq and is a predicted model, not a curated record.